AUGCUGAGUCGUGCCGUUCUGCCUCUCACGAGGCCCAACGUCCUCGCCUCUGCCGUCCGGGUAUCGGCCUUGUCUGCCCAGAGGCCCCGGUGGUAUGCCAAAGGCAAGGGCACUCCGUACACCCUACCCGACUCGAUGCAGCCCAAGGAGCCUAAAGCCAAUAAACCCAAGACUGCCGAGAACCCCCAACAAAAGCAACAUGCUUCGGAACAACCCGAGUUUGAUACCAAGGCUCAGCCCGAGACCGGCGCGCCGGAGCCCUCUAAAUCCUCUGAAGCCGAAGACAUCCCCGAGCAGUCUCUUCCCGACCUGACCCAGGGUAUCCCUUCGACAUUGGCCGCGGAGCUGGAGGGUAGGACCAAAAAAUCACAGCUUAACCUUACUGAGGAUCCCACAUCAGAGGAAUACAGUGAAGAGAAGCGGGGAGGUGGCGGCGAUAUCCCCAAAGGCGGCUAUGAAACAUCUCUGGACCGCCGCAAGGCCCGUAUGGCCAACAUCAUGUACGCCCUAAUGCUGGCCGCCGGUGUGGCUGGAAUGGGUUAUCUGGGCCGCAACUGGGAAUCCGAUGAGGAGGAGCGGGCUCAUUCCGAACAGCCGUCUGGCUGGGGUCUUGGUCUUUGGUGGAACCGCAUUAAGGCUCGCACCGGAGACCUCACUAGCUACUACAAGGAUCCCGCAUUCCCGAAACUGCUCCCCGAUGAGGACCCCAACAUGCGCCAGCCCUACACUCUGGUCCUCAGUCUGGAGGACCUCCUUGUCCACAGCGAAUGGAGCCGUGAACACGGAUGGCGAGUUGCGAAGCGCCCCGGCAUCGACUACUUCCUUCGGUACCUCAACCAGUAUUACGAGCUUGUUCUUUUCACCAGCGUUCCCAGCAUGAUGGCCGACCAGGUUCUCCGCAAACUUGACCCAUACCGCAUCAUUCGCUGGCCUCUUUUCCGUGAAGCUACUCGCUAUAAGGAUGGCGAGUAUAUCAAGGAUCUCGAAUACCUAAACCGUGAUCUGUCCAAGGUCAUUCUUAUCGACACUAAGGAAGAGCACGCCCGCCUUCAGCCGGAGAACGCCAUUGUGUUGGACAAAUGGACUGGCAACCCUAAGGACAAGACUCUUGUCGCCCUCAUUCCCUUCUUGGAGUACCUUGCUGGUAUGGGAGUCGAGGAUGUUCGCCCCGUGUUGAAAUCGUUUGAAGGUACCGAUAUUCCGAUUGAAUUCGCCAAGCGUGAGAAGGCCAUGCGCGAGCGUUUUGAGAAGGAGCUCGCGGAAGAGAAGAAGAAGAAGCCUUCGCUCUCUAUGGGCAGCCUCGCCUCUGCCCUUGGCUUGAAGUCUGGUAGCACCAUGAGUGGUGAAGUUUCGCCCUCUGAGGGUUUGGCACAGGGCAAGAUGCUGUGGGAUCAGAUCCGCGAGCGCGGCCAGAAAAACUAUGAGAUGAUCGAGCGGGAGAUCCGUGAGAACGGCGAGAAGUGGCUCGCUGAGAUGGCCGCCGAAGAGGAGAAGGCCCGUCAGGAGCAGAUGGCCAGCAUGAAGGGCUCCUUCACUGGAGUGUUUGGUGCCGGUAGUAACAAGGAGUAA
Penicillium argentinense is the source of this 1569-nucleotide messenger RNA. RefSeq names its product protein translocase subunit TIM50. The record is from RefSeq and is a predicted model, not a curated record. Lineage: Eukaryota; Fungi; Ascomycota; Eurotiomycetes; Eurotiales; Aspergillaceae. The coding region runs from base 1 to 1569 and encodes 522 amino acids. Gene Ontology annotation, molecular function: phosphoprotein phosphatase activity. The transcript is spliced from 3 exons.